CCUCUUAUUUAUACCGCAAUAUUUUCACUGCUGCUCACAAGACAGACUGAGAUGGACUGUGAAAUCCUGGAAAAUACCGUCCUGCUGGCGAUCGUCACGUUAAUAAGUGUCGUCCAGAACAUUUUCUUUGCGUUCAAAGUGGAAAAUGAGAGCAAGAUUGCAAAUUCCAAGAGUUCUCAGAAGACAAGCUCUCCUGCCUUUGAUAAAGUGUACACAGCAAACCAAAACUGCACGGAUGCGUACCCUACAUUUCUAGCUUUGCUGUGGUGUGCUGGAAUAUUUUGCAGUCAAGGACCUGCGGCUUUUGCUGGUAUCAUGUAUUUAUGUGUUCGGCAGAAAUAUUUUGUUGGAUAUCUGGGAGAAAACACACAGAUCACUCCUGGAUAUAUCUUUGGAAAACGCGUCGUGUUAUUCCUCUUUCUUAUGUCCAUGGCUGGAAUUCUGAACUAUUACAUUGGAGUUUUCUUUGGAAGUGACGUGAAAAUGUAUAUAAAGGCAGUUAGCAACACUGUCUCACCUUUUCUCCUCAUACCUUAAUUUUUAGAUCAGGCAGUAAAAUUGAGCAAAACAAAGAGCAUACUAGAUGUUCUAUGAAUGUCUACCACUAUAGCAUGAAACACAUUAAACC
Molecule: messenger RNA, 628 nt
Organism: Spea bombifrons (plains spadefoot toad)
Lineage: Eukaryota; Metazoa; Chordata; Amphibia; Anura; Pelobatidae
Gene: ALOX5AP
Product: arachidonate 5-lipoxygenase activating protein
Exons: 5
Coding region: 52-537 (161 amino acids)
Biological process (GO): leukotriene biosynthetic process
Cellular component (GO): endoplasmic reticulum; nuclear envelope; membrane
Molecular function (GO): enzyme activator activity; leukotriene-C4 synthase activity; glutathione peroxidase activity
Source: RefSeq, a predicted model, not a curated record